This is a messenger RNA of Coregonus sp. 'balchen', 27727 nucleotides long. Lineage: Eukaryota; Metazoa; Chordata; Actinopteri; Salmoniformes; Salmonidae. The record is from the annotation of a GenBank genome assembly.
AUGACUUCGGUUUGGAAAAGAUUACAACGCGUUGGCAAGAAAGCUUCAAAAUUCCAGUUUGUGGCGUCCUAUCAAGAACUUGUGUUGGAAUGCACGAAGAAAUGGUAGGUUAUGUUAUUUCUUUAGGUUAAACGAACUCAUUUUCACAACAUGCUAUUGACUCACGUUAUCUGCUCCCAUGAAGGGCGUUUCUCCUUGUAAUACUUAUACUUUAAAAGUAGGUUUGCGCAGCCUACCACCAUGGGCGCUGCUUUAGCCAUCCUUGUCAAGAAUCUAUUCCAUUUAUUUGAUCAAAUCCAUAACGGGCCGUAUUCCAUUUUCUUACUAGUGACAACAGUUACAGGAAGAGGGCAAAAUGUAGUUAGUUCGUUGUUUCCUCUGAUACAGUAAUAUGAAUAAGAGAAGCGCAUUAGCUGUCGUCACUAGCUUCCACAGCCACAAAGUCAUAAUUAUGGCUAAACCCCGCCUAUUUCUACAAUUUAUAUUCUUACAAUUUUAUUUUAAACCUAACCUUUAACCUUAACCACACUGAUAACUUUACGCUUAACCCUUACCAUAAAUGAAGACCAACGUUUUCUUUUACGCUAUAGCCAAUUUUGACUUUGUGGCUGUGAAAUCGCAUUGAGCCUCUACAUUUCCGCGUUUAUUGUAAUUAUAGUAGGCUAUGGGCACAGGAUAAACACUAUUUUCACGCCACUUUGAUACUAAAGUGACUUUGUCGUAACAGGUUAGAAUUUACGCAGCAGUUCAGGAUAAUUAACAUGGCAGGUUAGGAGACCGAGUUUAAGGUUAGGAAAAUGUUUAGGGUUUGCAAAAAGACUCUCCUAACUUGCAACGAAAAUCACUUCAUAUCGAAGUGGCGUGAGAAGAGUGUGUCCCAUGGGCACAGUCCUAACUGUAGAUUUAAUGCACACAAAAGGCAUCAAUACUCCUACCCCUACCACAAGCCUAUUACAUCACUGUCAGACUGAUAAAGACAGACAUUAUGUCAGUUCACUCAGCUGACAGGAGAAUCUGUAUCAUGAUGAUGACGAUGUCAUGACAUGACCAGAUACUGGGAAGCAGGGCAAAUGUUUUCCAGAGUGAUAUCACUUCUAACUUUAUUUGUUUCACUAUGAUUGGAUUUGUUGGUAUUUCUUUGUAAUGUUAAUUAAGCUAUCUGUGUUGAUGUCAUCAGACAUGUCAUCAAUUAGGCUACCCUUUGCCUACUUUGAUCUUAAGUGGAGAAGGGCCUCAAUCAAUAGCCUAAUGAUUGAUCCAAUUAAAACAAUGCUUUUCACUCUUAGUGGAAUCCCAAAGUUACUACAUACUUAUUUUCUAUCAACCAUGAUAAGGGAGAUCUCUACACAACAAUGUAAUUUGCAAACAGGCCUGCCAGCCAUGCCAUAUCCUUGCGUAUUUUGUCAUGUUCCAACAGAGCUAUUGUGUACUAUACAGUAGUUUGAUUAGAUCAUUAUUUCUUAGCAGAUAAGAUUCAGACUUAGACUAAAACACAGACCAUUUGAAAUCUGACACAACGUCUGUACAUGAGCCUUGGAGCGUUGAGCCCCAUCAUGGUGAUCGAUCGAUUCAAAUCAAAAUGUAUUUGUCACUUGUGCCAGAAUACAACAUGUCUAGACUUUAACAUGAAACACUUACUUACAAGCCCUUUCCCAACAAUGCAGAGUUAAAAAGAAAAAAAGAAAAAAAAUAGUAACACAAUAAAAAAACAAUAACAAGGCUCUAUACAAGGACUACCGAGUCACUGUGCAGGGGUACGAGGUAGUUGAGGUAAUUGAGGUAAUAUGUACAGUGAGGGAAAAAAGUAUUUGAUCCCCUGCUGAUUUUGUACGUUUGCCCACUGACAAAGACAUGAUCAGUCUAUAAUUAACAUGGUAGGUUUAUUUGAACAGUGAGAGACAGAAUAUCAUCAAAAAAAUCCAGAAAAACGCAUGUCAAAAUAUUUAUAAAUUGAUUUUGCAUUUUAAUGAGGGAAAUAAGUAUUUGACCCCUCUGCAAAACAUGACUUAGUACUUGGUGGCAAAACCCUUGUUGGCAAUCACAGAGGUCAGACGUUUCUUAUAGUUGGCGACCAGGUUUGCACACAUCUCAGGAGGGAUUUUGUCCCACUCCUCUUUGCAGAUCUUCUCCAAGUCAUUAAGGUUUCGAGGCUGACGUUUGGCAACUCGAACCUUCAGCUCCCUCCACAGAUUUUCUAUGGGAUUAAGGUCUGGAGACUGGCUAGGCCACUCCAGGACCUUAAUGUGCUUCUUCUUGAGCCACUCCUUUGUUGCCUUGGCCGUGUGUUUUGGGUCAUUGUCAUGCUGGAAUACCCAUCCACGACCCAUUUUCAAUGCCCUGGCUGAGGGAAGGAGGUUCUCACCCAAGAUUUGACGGUACAUGGCCCCGUCCAUCGUCCCUUUGAUGCGGUGAAGUUGUCCUGUCCCCUUAGCAGAAAAACAAAGCAUAAUGUUUCCACCUCCAUGUUUGACGGUGGGGAUGGUGUUCUUGGGGUCAUAGGCAGCAUUCCUCCUCCUCCAAACACGGCGAGUUGAGUUGAUGCCAAAGAGCUCGAUUUUGGUCUCAUCUGACCACAACACUUUCACCCAGUUCUCCUCUGAAUCAUUCAGAUGUUCAUUGGCAAACUUCAGACGGGCCUGUAUAUGUGCUUUCUUGAGCAGGGGGACCUUGCGGGCGCUGCAGGAUUUCAGUCCUUCACGGCGUAGUGUGUUACCAAUUGUUUUCUUGGUGACUAUGGUCCCAGCUGCCUUGAGAUCAUUGAUAAGAUCCUCCCGUGUAGUUCUGGGCUGAUUCCUCACCGUUCUCAUGAUCAUUGCAACUCCACGAGGUGAGAUCUUGCAUGGAGCCCCAGGCCGAGGGAGAUUGACAGUUAUUUUGUGUUUCUUCCAUUUGCGAAUAAUCACACCAACUGUUGUCACCUUCUCACCAAGCUGCUUGGCGAUGGUCUUGUAGCCCAUUCCAGCCUUGUGUAGGUCUACAAUCUUGUCCCUGACAUCCUUGGAGAGCUCUUUGGUCUUGGCCAUGGUGGAGAGUUUGGAAUCUGAUUGAUUGAUUGCUUCUGUGGACAGGUGUCUUUUAUACAGGUAACAAACUGAGAUUAGGAGCACUCCCUUUAAGAGUGUGCUCCUAAUCUCAGCUCGUUACCUGUAUAAAAGACACCUGGGAGCCAGAAAUCUUUCUGAUUGAGAGGGGGUCAAAUACUUAUUUCCCUCAUUAAAAUGCAAAUCAAUUUAUUAAAUUUUUGACAUGCGUUUUUCUGGAUUUUGUUGUUGUUAUUCUGUCUCUCACUGUUCAAAUAAACCUACCAUUAAAAUUAUAGACUGUUCAUUUCUUUUUCAGUGGGCAAACAUACAAAAUGAGCAGGGGAUCAAAUACUUUUUUCCCUCACUGUAUGUAUUUAAGGUCUCUUCUUGUUUUACUUGUGUAUUUUGUUUUGCGGUAGACGUGUUUAAUGUACUGUAGUGAUGUAAAUUGUUGAUUGCUGAUAAUUUGUAUAACAAAUAUUUGUGCUUGAUAUUUGUAAUUUGUACUUUGAAUAAAAAGAAAUGUAAAAAAAACUAGCUUGCUUGCUACAUCUCGUCAUCCGGUGUUACUCGGUCUGUGGAGCUAACAAAAACAACACCUAAACAUCACCAGCUUUACUCACUAUUCAGGAUUCAUGGUGUCCGAAAUCUGUGUUUUCUCGGCCCUUGUCUGGGUCACACACUCAUCUUCUUGGUAGCUAGCUGCGUUGCUAUCGUAGUAGGAAAGAAUACUUGUUGCUGUAGCUAGCUACCGUACAGUAAGUGUGUGGUUAGAGUCCAGUGAGUGUGCAUAGAGCCAGUGCAAGAGACUCAGUGAGAAAAAAAAGGGUGUCAAUGUAAAUAGUCCAGGUAGCCAUUUGAUGAGCUGUUUAGCAGUCUUAUGGCUUGGGGUAGAAGCUGUUCAGGUGCCUUUUGGUCCCAGACUUGGCGCUCUGGUACCGCUUGCAGUCUAUGACUUGGGUGGCUGGAGUCUUUGACCAUUUUUAGGGCCUUCCUCUGACACCGCCUGGUAUAAAGGUCCUGGAUGGCAGGGAGCUCGGCCCCAGUGAUGUACUGGGCCGUACAGACUACCCUCUGUAGUGCCUUGCGGUCGGAUGCCAAGCAGUUGCCAUACCAAGCGGUGAUGCAGCCAGUCAAGAUGCUCUCAAUGGUGCAGCUGUCAUAGCCGUGGGAAGUAGGGGUGCUGAGGGUGCUGCAGCACCCCCUGAAAAAUCACAAUGAAAAAAUAUAUAUAUAAAAAUACAUGUUUUUGAAAAAAAUGUAUGUUCACCACUGGGCCUUUAAUAGUCCUGUAUUAGCAGGCUGAUAUCUGUGGAGUGGGCAACCCCCCCCCCCCCCCCCGUCCCCCGUCCCCCGUCCCCCGUCCCCCGUCCCUGUCGAAAAACAAAUUGCAGCACCCCACCUCGAAACGACUUCCUGCGGCUAUGGCAGCUGUAUAACUUUUUGAGGAUCUGAGCGCCCAUGCCAAAUAUUUUCAGCCUCCUGAAAAGGCGUUGUCGUGCCUUCUUUAUAACCGUGUUGGUGUGUUUGGACCAUGAUAUAUCCUUAUUGAUGUGAACACAGAGGAACUUGAAGCUCUCCAGUUGAACUGGGUCUCACUUAUAAUAACACAAACAUGAAGAGCGAUCAAACUGUCCAUCUCAUGUUUUGUCAUAAGCUGUUCUAACAUGAGAACCAAUGAGGGGGAGGUUUUUUGAGAGAAAGCCUUACUACUGGUUGCAGCUGUCAGGGUCAAGUCUUCAGUCUCAACAAAUGAGCAGUCUUGCCUCUGGUUGAGUUUGUGACAGCUGGAGCAUGACACAGCGGCCUGCUUUUGGUGUGAGUCAUAUUGGCCUCUGGUAACUCGGGAAGGAGUAUGGGCAUGCUUUCUCCUGUUGUAAUUGAUUUGCCUGUCCCAGUCUGUCAGUCUAUUUCUGUGCCCUAUGAUGCCAUAAUGCUUUAAAAGCAACCCCCUCCCCACCCAAACAUGCCAUUCAGCUCCCUUUCAACUCCCUUCCUCUCUGUUGCUAUAACUAGCCUGAAACCCGACACAGAACUGAAUUUGACCCUGCUUUCCAUGUUCUCCUCAACAGGCUGCAUUAGCCCAAUAACUCUCUAUGUUAGUAAGGAGUCCCCUGCACCAGAGGAACUUCAAUUCAGUUUAGAUAGAUCCUACAAUAGUAAUAUGUUAAACACAUUUCAGGUGUAUUACCAUUUACAAGCAAUAUUAGUGAGCAAACAGCUCAACUGUAUUCUGGAUACACAUUAAAUAGUUAUAAUAAAGUGGGAGGGGCUUGUUAUAACAUAAACAAUCAGGAUGGGAGGGUCUUCGGACUGUAGGUUAAAAGUGAUUGUGCAAUAUGGGUCCUUCCUCCUGUGAGGUACCACACCCCCAGAGGCCUCAAGAAAACAGUGCAAUUGGCCAGGUCAGUGCCAUAAUGCAGCUUCCUUCCAUUCUUCCUGUGUUCCAGAAGCCAGAACUUCUCCUUUUAACAAACAAUUGACAAACCAAGGGUUGGAAACUUCUCCCAGUCAGUGGAGACAGAACAACACUGGUAUAAUGUUACACAUUGAGGACAGAUAGAAUAGCAAUGAAAAUGUAUGCACUCACUAACUGUAAGUCGCUCUGGAUAAGAGCGUCUGCUAAAUGACUAAAAUGUAAAUGUAAAUGAAAUGUAUCUGACAAACAGUCAAACAUUUGUGUAGGCCUAUGACAUAUUUCAUGAAUGCAUUAUGUAAUGUCAAAUCGAUUCCGAGAUUUACUUUUGAUAUUUCACCAAUAGACAUGUAGAACACCAUAUUAUGUUUGACAGUAAUUUCAGGUGGCCUAGUGUGAGAUAUUUAGUACAUUUCUGUGAUGUUAGAAAUUAGUCCACGUGUUAAAUGAGGAAUGCAUUUGUAAGGAACUCUGGACCAAAGCUAUGAUGUGUAGUACAGAACUGUAGUAGCAAAGGUCCCUGGCUUCACACACACACACACACACACACACACACACACACACACACACACACACACACACACACACACACAUACACACACACACACACACACACACACACACACACACACACACACACACACACACACACACACACACACACACACUGUGUCUCUUCCAGCCCUUGGGUUGUGUGUAUUGGGUUUCAGCUGAUUGUGAUCAUGUGACUCUCACAAGAUCCCCAUUACUGUCUGCUAUCCCUCUUCGUCAUCUGUUGUGGAAUAGAAUAUCUGUUAGGGCAUGAUUCCCUUGCGUUGUUCAGGUUGUUUAAAACAAACCUCUUCUUUGGAGCUAAACCACCAGGGAUGACUCUGACUGGGGAAGCAGUCCCGUUCUUCUUAAAAAUAAUUGUUUCACAACAAAUAACAGAGAACUUGUGUGUUGGUGUUUAUAUUAGUGUUUUUGUGGAAAUGAUUACAUUGAAAAUCCAAAGAAGAGAACUUAUGCUGAAUUAUGUAAGGACUAAAAGAAGCUACAAAACAAUUUAUAGCAUUUCUCACUGUCUCUUGUCUCAUGUUUUGAUGCAUCACCUUUUUCUAUGAUUUCAGGCAACCAGAUAAAGUGAGGGUGGUUUGGACCAGAAGAAAUAGGCGUAUGUGCUCCAAGGUAAAUACUCACCCUGUUUUACCUACCUCAAAACAGCACAGCUCUCAUCCCACCAGAAUGGCAGGGAUGCAUUUCUAUAACUUGUAUCACGUUUUGAUGUAGCCUUGAUUUCUCUCUCUAGCUUCAUGGAUGGCAGCCGGGCAUCAAGAACCCCUACAGGGGGAUGGUGGUGUGGCCCGUACCUGAAAACGUGGAUAUCUCCGUCACACUCUUCAGGGUAAAUAUCACCCCAUGGGUAUUCAUGAGUACAUGAGUACACAUGAGUACACUUUAGACAUUUCUAAUGUAAAUUGAUAACAUACAAAAAUGUGUGCAACAUGUGUCGUUUUCCCCUGUCAUUUCUAUCUCUGUAUUUACCCCACUAGGAUCCACAUUCUGAUGUGUUUGAAGACAAAGACUGGACGUUUGUCAUUGAGAGUGUGAGUGUAGUUUCUACCUCUAUCUAAUUACAAUAUCUCAUAACGGCCCGCAUUGAAAUAUGACAUUUCAUUAAAGAUAAUCUAAUGGUACUACUAAAGCCCGCUCAUGAAUGUAUUCCUGCUGCUUGCUUUGCAGGAGACAAAGGGUCAACGUAAGGUGUUGGCUGCAGUGGACGUGAAUAUGAAGAAGUUUGCCAGUGCCACUCCCACUCAGCAAGACCUGACAUUGAAGCUGAAGCCCCUGUCUGUCAAGGUGGUGGAGGCAACUCUGAAGCUCUCCCUGUCCUGUGUGUUUCUCAGAGAGGGGAAAGCCACGUGAGUCCAUCCCAUAAUAUCCCAAUAACGAUAGAUUCAUAAUUACCACCCAUACUACGGUAAUAACAUCAGUAAUGACAUCAUUAUGUGUCAAGGUGACAAUGCUGUGUUACUCUCCCACAGUGACGAGGACAUGCAGAGUCUGGCCAGUCUGAUGAGUGUCAAACCCACAGACAUCGGUAACCUUGACGACUUCAACGAGAGUGAUGAGGAGGAAGACAGGAGGUCCAGUGCUGGAGCUAGCAUUAGCAAAGCUGCUGCAGGUACACUUCAAUUAUACACUCAUACAUACCUCGUACAUUCUGCCUUCCUUUCUCUCCAAUAAAUAAUGGCAUCCUCACUUUUCUACCACAACUUUUUAUUAGUCUCUCCUGUCCCUACCUUUUCCUUCUCACGCUUUCUUUCACCACUUUCUCUGCCAGUUCCUCUGCCAGUUCCUCUCCCUCCUGCCCACCUUUGGGUCUCCUUUCCAAUCAUCCUACCACAAUACUUUAUGUAUAAAUGUAUAAAUUACCAUCAUUUAGAAUAAUUUUUUAAAAACAUUAUAUAGAACUGAUGGAUCCUCUUUGAUAUGAUUUUACGUUAGUCACCACAUUACAUCUUCAAAAUCUUCCAUUGAAUCAGAUACUUUCCCCAUAGAUAUCAGAAAGCCAAGAAGAAAGUAAUAGAGAUACAUCUCUAUUAGCAACAGUAGUCCUCAGUAACAAUUUAUAUGCUAUGCAGCUAGCUAGUUUUCUUGGAAUUUUCAGUUAAAAAGUUGUAUCUGAUUUAUGACGGUCAUUUCAUUUGCAACCUGUCAUAUCAUCCUUCCCGCCUUCUCUUAAUCUUUUUCUAUUUCUACUCUUCCACAUCUUCAUCUCCCUCCCUCUCUCCAUCCCCCUCUCCAUCCGAUAGCCUGUGGGAAAGAGAGUGGCAAAGCUGGUACUGCCCCUGUCCCCCCGACCCCCUCUCCACAUCCACCAACCCGUUUCAGACAUGCACACUCUGUGCCACCCUCCCCUGAGCCCCCCAGGCCACCAGUGCCCCCAGUCUCCUUGGUGCCCUCAGUUUCACCUGUUCCACCAGUUCCAUCGGUUCCAUCAGUUCCAUCCGUUCCCUCAGUUCCCUCAGUGUCCUCAGCCUCAGUUCAAUCAGUUCCAUCAGUUCCAUCGGUUCCAUCAGUUCCAUCCGUUCCCUCAGUUCCCUCAGUGUCCUCAGCCUCAGUUCAAUCAGUUCCAUCAGUUCCAUCGGUUCCAUCAGUUCCAUCCAUUCCCUCAGUUCCCUCAGUGUCCUCAGCCUCAGUUCAAUCAGUUCCACCAGUUCCAUCGGUUCCAUCAGUUCCAUCCGUUCCCUCAGUUCCCUCAGUGUCCUCAGCCUCAGUUCAAUCAGUUCCAUCAGUUCCAUCGGUUCCAUCAGUUCCAUCCGUUCCAUCAGUUCCCUCAGUGUCCUCAGCCUCAGUUCAAUCAGUUCCAUCAGUUCCAUCGGUUCCAUCAGUUCCAUCCGUUCCCUCAGUUCCCUCAGUGUCCUCAGCCUCAGUUCAAUCAGUUCCAUCAGUUCCAUCGGUUCCAUCAGUUCCAUCCGUUCCCUCAGUGUCCUCAGCCUCAGUUCCAUCAGUUCUACCAGUUCCACCCGUUCCAUCAGUUCCACCAGUUCUGUCAGUUCCAUCAGUUCCCUCUGCCUCCGUGCCAUUAGUGGCCCUAGGACCCCCAGUUCCCUCAGUGCCAGCCUUUACCCGCUAUCAACCACUGCCCAAAAUCUUCCAUCCCAGCAGCUGCUCAGGUACCUGCAGCCAGACAGAUAGACUGAAUGAUGCUGCCUUGACAAGUGCUUACUGAAGCUUCACUUGUUUCUCAAUCUGCAUGAUGGAACUCCCUGAAUUGCCUAUGAAUUGCUUAACAUUUUGUUCAACAGAAGUAUCCCCCAGCAAGGGCAUGGUAUUGGAAUGUCUGGACUGUCUAAUGAGACUGAUUUUGAGCAACAUAGAAAUCACUAGUAGCAUCAACCAGGGGCACUUUUGAAGACUUCCAGUGUUACUGUAAGAUAACAGAAAUGUUCUCUGCAUUAUUAACAGGAAAUUGUGGUUUAGAAAAAGUAAAAGUAGCAUCACUGCACGUCUUAAGGCAUGCCUAUCUGUAGUAUCCCUCUUUCCACCAAGUCAUCGCUCUCAUUCAUUGGUUUCUGCUAUUUUUCUAUUUCUGCUAUUGUUCUUCCCUCUUUUCACUUCCUUUUCUUCUUGCUGCUAGCGCCUGUGUCUUUUCUGAGUAGUCUCCCGGGGGCUCUGAGUGGCCUUGCAGUGGACUUGAAGCCUCGGGGUGUUGGCCUCUCUCAACCCCCCUCCGACCCACAGAGAGGUACCAGACACAUGGCAGUUCAUAGGUCAAAGGCCACCUGCUUUAUCACAUUAGCCGUUAUAUGUCUUUAAGUUGGACUCAUAGAGGUUUGAGUGUCUCAUGCUGUAGUUUUUCUUACACUAUCAUCUUUCUGGCCUCUCCUGUCUUUUAUCCCCCUCUUCCUCUACGGCAGCUCGUUCAAAUGUCUUCAGACCUCAGAUUGUAUCAACUCAUCAGCGUCCCUCCUCCCCCUCUAUCUUUUCCUCUGCUGCUUCUCCUCAAGGCAAAAACACUGUUACUGCCCUAUCCCAGCCAGACCCACCGCUGCUGAAACCCCAGCUCCCAAAACCUGAGCCAGGUAGCUAAAGCUGAUAACUUUGUGUUACUUCUGAAGUUAUAGCUUGUGUAGCUUGCUUCUCUUCAGUUGUAUUAUCUUGGAGUGUGAGCCAAAGCUGACUUGCUUAAUUCUGGUUGCUGAACUAAUUAUAUCAUUUUUCUCUUUCUUUGUUUACCUACAAUCAUAAAUAUUUGUCUUACUACACUCUCUCUCUCUCUCUCUCUCUCUCUCUCUCUCUCUCUCUCUCUCUCUCUCUCUCUCUCUCUCUCUCUCUCUCUCUCUCUCUCUCUCUCUGUCCUCUCUGUCUCUCUCUCUCUCUCUCUCUCUCUCUCUCUCUCUCUCUCUCUCUCUCUCUCUCUCUUUCUCUCUCUCUGUGUCGAUCCCCUUCAUCACCUCUCUGCUCUCAGCCUCAGUCCGGCAGAGGGAGUGGGGGAGGCCCAGGCCUGUGUCAGGCCCCUCUGGCCUGUCCCCCUCCUAUUUCUGUCCCUCUCCCAGAGAUGCCAUGGCCCCUGUCCCCCUGUUGACUAGCCCAGACCUGGAUGCCCUGUGUGACCAUUACUGUCCUCCCCCUUCCAUCCCCUUCCCUAAGUCCUCACCUCCUGUCAAAUGUAUUUUCUCUCACGACCCUCCAACUCCUCACCCUAACACCCACCAUAAACUUGCCCUAGUCGUUGCCCCUCUCUCUGACCCUCUACCCAAGCCUGUCCCUCUGCUUCCUGCUACUGUCCCUGCCUUCCAGUCAGGUACUGAACCAACAGGUCUCACAGCAUGAAUACCAUUAGGGCAUGGGAGGGCAUGGGAGGACAACUAGCUCCAAGACAUCAGCCUUGUUUCAUCAAUAAAACCAUUCUGGACAGUUUGUCCCUUGCCCUACACUGCCCGUUGGCAAAGCACUGAGACAACCACAAUAUUCUACGGCCAAAUGUAGCUUUAACUAAAUUCAUUUCAAUGCCUGUGACAGUGCUGAAGACACAGUACCAAUGAAGUGGUGUACUUAGCUAAAAAUAUAUCCUGCACAAAGUCCCUGUUGUCUCUAGACAGUAGGUCACAUUCGGUUGCAGCUGUAAUUGAGUAGAUAAUUAUGUUACUGCUGCCAGUAAAAUGUCAGUUCUGACAAGACUUACAUACUGUAUAAAUCAUGUUAUGCACGGUUGAGUGUCAACAAUGCCAUAGUUGUACACACUGAUGCAAUGUGUAUGUUUAAAUGGAAAUAACAUAAUAUUGUACGUUAUCCCCAUGACAUGAUGUGUGUAUGUAUGUGUGCUUGUUUUACAGAGAUACAGAGGGAGUUGAAGACUCUCACAGAAGAGGAAUACCACAGUCCUACUCUUGGUGAGACAUUCUGCCAUGUUCUCGCUAUAUUUACACUAUCAGUCUAAUGUACAAAGUGUACUAACCACCGAUAUGUAUGAGCCCUGAAUAACACUCAAAUGCAGUCAUAAAGAUAUUAUUUUAUAUAAUACAAUUAUCGAAACAGUAUUUACUAUAUUGCAUUAUAAACUGGGUGGUUCGAGCCCUGAAUGCUGAUUGGCUGAAAACUGUGGUAUAUACCACGGGUAUGCAAAAACAUGUAUUUUUACUGCUCUAAUUACGUUGGUAACCAGUUUAUAAUAGCAAUAAGUCACCUCAGGUGUUUGUGGUGUAUUGCCAUUUACAUUUACAUUUACAUUUACGUCAUUUAGCAGACGCUCUUAUCCAGAGCGACUUACAAAUUGGUGCAUUCACCUUAUAGCCAGUGGGAUAACCACUUUACAAUAUUUUUUAUAUAUUUUUUCUGAUUAUUAUUAUAAUUACAUUUUUUAAAAUUUAGAAGGAUUACUUUAUCCUAUCCCAGGUAUUCUUUAAAGAGGUAUUGCCAAUAUACCACGGCUAAGGGCUGUAUCCAGGCACUCCGCGUUGCGUCGUGCUUAAGAACAGCCCUUAGCCGUAGUAUAUUGGCCAUAUACCACACCCCCUCGGGCCUUAUUGCUUAAUUAUAGCAUAAUCUAAAUGUUUUACUCCCUGAUUGCUCUAGGGCCGAAACUGUCAGAGCAGCAAAGGCUGUCUGUCUCCAGUGAGACCGUUCCCCUGGCCCUGAGAGGGAACGAGUCUCCUCGCUCCCGCAGGACCGCUGGCACCAUCAUGAUCGCCAACCAACAAGCCUCUGCUGAGAAAGCUGUGGGGUUGAAAGAUACCAGUACCAUUAAAGGGUGAGUUCCUAGUGAUGGUAUACCAUACAUACAGCCACUUGUCAGCUUGGACCUCACACUUCGAUUUGUAAAUGCUGUUGUUGCUGUGUUGUUGCUGUGUUGUUGCUGUGUGAUGUAGUGGGCAGUGGUAUUCAAAGUCGGGGUCUAGUGGUGUGGUAAGAGUACAGAUUAUUGUAUGGGACAAUAUACAAACGUUUUUGAGAAAGAUUAUUUGAAAAAUGCAAUUCUAUUGAGUAAAUGUAUUUAUUUUGAAAAUGUAAUGAAUUGAAAGUUAUUUGUUGAUGUAAAAAUUGCCUUUUCGUCUCUAUUGGGUGCUAUAAUUUGUUGCCUAACCAUAAAAUGGAUGCCAAUGGAUGCAAAAGUUUUAUGGAGUGAAAGGAAUCAUUGCCAUGAUUUCAGCUUUACAGCAACAGUGCAGAGACAUGCUGUAGUCUCAUAAAGGUCAUAAAUAGGCCUAGGUCUCUAGCAUCUUGUGUUUUCUAUUUAUACCCAACUACAUAGCAUGCUUCCAUCCAUACCCAUAAUUACUCACCCCCUCCCCUCUGUCUUGUUAGUCCUACUUUCAUUUCACCUUCUAUAAAGCAAAACCCUCCCUAACACUACUGGUUCAUGACCUUGCCAAUGUGUGUGACCUGCAACCUCCCUGCUCUCAAUGUCUGAGCUCUGACACCAAGUAUCUUUGUCCUCAGUUCUGGGCAAGAUGGCGACCCAGCAACUGGUGUUCCUGGCCCUAUUCCCACAGAAGUCUCAGCAGAGCUUAUUCCAGCCCUCCCUCCUCCAUGGCCUUUCUCUAGCCCAGAGACAGAAGCACCAGAGAGCACUACCCAUAAAGAGCCUUCUACCAACAUCCUGGGAGCUUUUAGUGCUGAUAACACGCCAUUGGCUGAAAAGAAGCCUGACUUUAAACAGAAAUCCAAUGAGACCAAAGAAGUGCCUUCUCAACCUGCCAAACCAGAGGACACCUCUGCCUCAACCCCGGGUGAAACACCUUUUAGUGCAGACAAGCCGCCAUUGGCUGAGCCUGAGCUCGACCUUGAUGACAUAAUCAUAGAGACGCCUGAUCCGUCAGUCAUGGCCGAUAACUUAUUUUUGGAGGACAAUGCAGAUGAAGAAACAUCAGAAGUGGCCGCAAUAAAGAGGUCGCCAUUCAGCACCUUGAAGACUGAAAUGGAACAUCAGGAUGGAGGGUAAGUGUGACAUUCUGUAGGCAAGUACACACUCACACUGUGCUGCAGUUUCAUAGUUUUUCCUCAUCCUUAUGUGACAAUAUAUAAUAACAUGUCAUCCUUACAAGCCUAAACACUAUACUGAACCAUUUUACACUGACACCAUUUUUGUAUUUAUUGAAAGCUCAUCUUUGUUUCUCGUUAACACACAAAUAUAUUUACCAUUGCAAGUGUAUUCACACACGUGCACACAUACACACACACACACACGGGCGCGCAUGCACACACACACACACACACUUCUGAUAAUAAUAUCUCCAUUGAUGCUCAGACCCUUGACGUCAUUGUCCCUGUCCACACAGUAGUGAACAGGCAGCUGAUCCAGAGUCGACUGGAGUGCCAACAUCAAUAGAGCUCCAUGUAGAGCACGGGCCAGUUGACACAAAGACACUUCCAGAUAUUGGAAACAUCACAUGGGAAGAUGUAGCUGAGAAGCACACCAAAGGCCCAGAGCAGCCCGUUGAUAAGAAGCAGGAGAAACAGAGCCCAGUGCCUGCUUUGACCAACAGGUCAGAUGAAGACAAGGAAAUUAUGAAAAACAUGGCUGCCCUGAAGGCAGGUCCUCCCAGCAAAUACAAGGAAAUUAUGAAAAACAUGGCUGCCCUGAAGGCAGGUCCUCCCAGCACUACAUCCACACCAGCUGAGCCGCCUAGUAUUCCUACUCAAGAGCUCCCUCCUCUGGAGAAAAUGCCAAUCAAAGCAAAAAGGCUGUCAUGGGCUGAGGAGGUUAUGGGCUCCAAAGAGAAUGAUAAGAAACAGAUGGACCAUCAACCCCGGGAUGAGAAGGCCUCAUUAUCACAAGCUGAUGAGCACAAAUCAGCCCCUCUGGAAGUUCAAGUGAACAAGAGUGUAGAGGAGUCACAUAGUUCUGAAUGGAAUGCAGCGAAAGAGGAUGCAGGCGUUUUGGAAGAACACAGAGGAGAUGCUGACUGUGUUCGGAAAGAGCGGUAAGUGAGAGCACAUCUUAUUAACAGUUUCCUCUCUACGAAAUGUCCUUUAACCUUGUCAACCUUUCUAUUGUCUAACUCUCUCUUCCUCUGUGCCACUCCAUGUCCUGUUCCAUGCCACCUUCUGUCUCUCUUUCAGUUCUUCUGAGCAUGUGUCAUUAAAAGCAGAAAGGUUUCCCUUGUCAGGCAGUGUCAGUGUAGAUAAAACAGUAAAAAUAGAUGUACUAUCAAACAGUAGUAAUUCAAUUUAUAUGGGUAAAACCAUGGAUGCUACUCCAAUAAGCUUAGAGACACCCAAGAUGCCUGAACCCCCUCAAUAUGAAGUCCUUGAACCUAUGAUCCAGUUCAGCUUCACAUUAGACACCAUAGCUGAGGAUGCGAUGGAGAAUGUAGAACUGCCAGAGAUCCUGGCGCAGGCAGAGGUUCCACUCUGGAAGGCCCUGGCGCAGGCAGAGGUUCCCCUCUGGGAGGCCCUGGAGGAGAAAGCUAAGGAUCAGGAACCAGAGCAGGACUCUGGAGAGGUGAUGAUCAAAGACGAAGUCCUCAGGGAGGAACAGGGUGAAGUAGAUGAGAACAUGUUAGUGCCAGACGUGGAAUCACUGGAGACAGGGUAAGUGUGGAAGGAAGGAAGGCAUCUAUAUAACACUGAGAGUAAUUGAUGACAUCAGGGAUACCCUAGUUCAAGAUUACCAUAUAGGUGUGAAUUAUGGUCUGGUGGUUAUCCUUGGCAAUACUUCAAAUGUAUGACGAUGCCUGGCCCUGUCCUACAGUUAUUUUGAGUGUGUCUGAUCUGUAAAUAUUCCCUGUAUCUAGGCUAAUUAUGCCAUAAUAUUGAUGUCCUUCCCGUAUGUUUGCCAUCUCGCCCUCUCAGCUCAGACAAAGAUGUUAAGCCAGAAGCUGCUAUUAUCAGAGAUGAGGGUCACAAGCAAAUCAUCUCAGAUGAAUCAGAGCUGCUCCAAAUGCCACCUACCCCAGAGCCCACUGCCCAGUCUUCUGAAUCACUUGUAAAACAGAUGAUUGAAGAGGAAAACAGUAAAGACAGUGAACCAUCAAUAUCACUGUCUACUACACCCCCUCUGGAUCUCCCCGCAAAGGCUGUCGGUAGCUCCACCAUGGAGCGCACAUUGCCGUUAGACACGCUUGUGUCAUUGGAAGCAGACAUUUCUCCAGCUGGAGAGUCAGAUGUUAAGAAGGAAGAGGGGCCACACGAUAUGAAGUGUCCUCCCAGUAGAGAGGCUGUAACUGAGGCAGAAAGGCCUCUGUGGGCUACUUUAGAGGAGGAAACUAAGGAGAAGGGGACAGAGGGAGUAGGCAUGAGCACAUUGGAGCCAACAAAGAGUACCUUGCAAACAGGGUAAGUUACUGGGGGUUGAACACGUCACAGAAUGACAUAAAGUGUCUGUUAGGUACAUUUACACUAGACAUGCAUGCUUGUGGUGGUGUUGACAUUUUAAAAAUGUUUUAAUGCUCGCCAAAAAGUGCCAAUAACACUGCGUUUAGGCUAUAACUUUUCUGGAGACUAGUCAUUUUCUCCUUAUUAGAAAUCAUGACCUACUCUAUGGAUUCCAGUCCUUGUGCUGGUUUCAGACUACUGUCCAAUCAAGUGUCUCAUUUCAUAUCUGUAUCUGUGGCAGCCUAUCUAGACAGGUGUCUGUAGCAUUUUCCUCCCAUCUCCCUCCAAGUAAAAUAGAGAAACAGACAUUUACUUUGACUGUGACAGUUCAGGAGCCUUUGACACAUCAUCGACUGAGGAGGCCCAAUUCACCCAUGAUAUCUGGAAAGAUUAGCUGUUGUCAACACUGAGAGUGAAGAAGGUGCAAGUCAGUCAGGUUCCUCCAUGUUCGGCCCAGGACAAGCCAACAAUGAGCAGCAGGUAGAUCCAGUGUUGAAGAAGAGCUCUGAGAGCACAUCAGAGUUUAGUACAAGAGAGGUGUUGGAAGAUGAGCGGGUUUUGGACAGGCUGGAGCAGGUUCCUGUAGCUGUACGGGAGGAAGGCCUUGAUGUUUUCAUGAUAGUAUUAGUGAGUGCCCUGUACAUAAAAAAACAAAAAAAACAUUCAGCAGACGCUCUUAUCCAGAGCAAUUAGGGUUAAGUGCCUUGCUCCAGGGGCACAAUGGCAGAUUUUUCACCUAGUCGGUUCGGGGACUCAAACCAGCGGCCUUUCGGUUACUGGCCCAACACACUUAACCACUAGGCUACCUACCGCCUGUACAGAGGGUAAGUCUGACAGGCAACCGAGGCUUGCUCAGCUUUGUCAGCUUUGAUCAGCAUGGCCACAGGCAUUUUAGGGACAUUUAGUACCCUUGCUUGUGAAAGCAUGUUACCAAUAAGAUGCGAAGCUUAAAUAACAAAAAGUUAGUUUAAACCAUUUUUACAGAUUUCAGAUCUAUAUGUAUAAAGAUUGGAUGGAAAUAUGAACAAGUAGUAGGUGUUCAACAAUGUCACCUUGAAGUAUUUCUUAAAGUCUGCAUCGUCUAUGCCUGCUGUAAAAGUAACCUAAAAACAUAGUUCAAAUAUCCCCAUUCCCUAGUUAUGAGACUGUGACUUCUAUACUUCAGCCAUCUGGACCGAUGUCUAAUGACAAUGUGGUCUCAGAGCAUUUCAUAUUAUUCUGUAUGUAAAUCCGAGAGACUCCAUUUAGUAUGAUAUGUUAAGUUUCAUAUAUGGUAUGUUUUAAUUUGUGGAUGUCCAUCAUCCAUUUCGUAUGAUAUUAAUUACAAUUUGUGCUAUUUGUUGCGAAUUGCAAUUCUUAUUAUUUGUUACGAAUUGCAAUUCGUAUGAUUUGUUUUACGAAUUGCAAUUCAUACAAUAUGUUAUGAAUUGCAAUUCGUACAAUAUGCAACGGAUUUGCUAAAUGUACAGUAUGUUACGAAUUUGCAACACAUUACGAAAUUCCAAUUUGUUGUAGCUAACGUUAGCUAUGGGUGGCUAGGUGGCUAACGCUAAUGUUAGCUAGCUGGCUAACCUUAGCUAGGCUAGGGGUUAGGGGUUAGGGGUUAGGGUUAGGAGUUAGGUUAAAGGGUUAAGGUUAGGGUUAGGGGAACGUUUAGCUGAAAGGGUUAAGGUUAGGGGAAGGGUUAGCUGAAAGGGUUAAGGUUAGGGUUAGGGGAAGGGUUAGCUAAUAUUCUAAGUAGUUGCAAAGUAGCUUAAAAGUAGGAAGUAGUUGCAAUGUUGCUAAUUAGCUAAAAUGCUAAAGUUGUCGGUGAUGAGAUUCGAAACACCCAACCUUUGGGUUGCUAGAUGCUCGCGUUAAGUAACCUUCUGUCUUAUGUAACCAUACCAAACAUAACAUAUCAUACUAAUUUGAAUAUCCCGGAUUUACGUUUACUAUGUUACGUCUAGUUUAUGAGACCAGUCUGCUAAUGAUGAGGGGUAGGAGAACCAGACUCAAGACCACUCUCUCCAUCUGGGUUUGAGAUCCUACCACUUGAAGACUAUUCUGAUGCAUUAGAGGAACUCCCAGUCAUGGAAGAGAAACAUCACCGGUCCAAGGGACCCACAAGAAUUAAACAAAGCUCUCUACAACUGAAGAGACUGGCAGGAUAAGCUUAGUGGAGACUUUGCGUUUAGCUACUGUGGAGCAAGAGAUGAUCAAGGACACAACCAGCAAAAUUGAGCAAGAGGCCGAACCACUGAAGGAGACCACCAAACCACAUAAAGACACUACCAAACCUCAGAAGAGAUCACCAAACCACACAAAGAAACCACUGAAGGAGAUCACAGAACAACCCGAAAGAGAUCACAGAACCACUAAAGGAGAUCACAGAACCACUGAAGGAGAUCACAGAACCACUAAAGGAGAUCACAGAACCACUGAAGGAGAUCACAGAACCACUGAAGGAGAUCACAGAACCACUAAAGGAGAUCACAGAACCACUGAAGGAGCUCACAGAACCAUUGAAGGAGAUCACAGAACCACUGAAGGAGAUCACAGAACCACUGAAGGAGAUCACAGAACCACUGAAGGAGAUCACAGAACCACUGAAAUAGAUCACAGAACCAUUGAAGGAGAUCACAGAACCAUUGAAGGAGAUCACAGAACCACUGAAGGAGAUCACAGAACCACUGAAGUAGAUCACAGAACCACUGAAGGAGAUCACAUAACCACUGAAAGAGAAGACUGUGAAGGGUAAACCAGAGAUGGAUGGACGUCCACCUGUGUUACCACCUCUAGAAAACAAAAAUUAUUAAAAAGCCGUACAGACAAUUUCCCACCGCUGAGAGAAGCAGAGCUGGAUGAAAUAGCUUUUGAAGAGUGCUUGGAAGAAAAUACAAACGAAGCCACCCCCAUCGUUGACGACACUAAAGCCUAUAAGGAGAUGAUCCAGUGUUCAUCUCUGACAGCGAUUCAGAUGAGUUGGAGUUUGAGAUGGGCAGGAGGAUAUGGGCAAAGUGUGGCUGGCAGAGUUGUACAUACAGUAGAUGGAGGGAAAGUGCCUGAGCUCCUGUCGCUCUCUGCACUACUUUCCUGCAAGGUUUAAUGAGGCAGAUUUUAUUCAUGCAAUAGGAAUGGAGCUCUGUCAAGUUGUGACUUGGUUUUUGUCCACAGGCAUUUGGAGUGGAACAGUAUUUUCUUUGCUUAUACUGAGUGAUCUUGUAAAGAUUUCUCGUAAAGUUAUUUCUCAUGAACUUGUGUUUUUUAUAUAUUUGUGUGUAGAAUCUACUACCAUGCCUGAGGAGAAAGUUGAAUUGUUGGAUGUUAGUGCUGAAUGUGCAUUUGCAUGUGAAUGUAAACGUUUUUGCAAACUGAACCCAGUGAAAUGUUUUCAGGGAAUGUAACUGGACAUUGCUGAUAGUGAGCUUGCCGUGUUGAUGUUUACUGUGUGGCAGUCUGCAUUUUGGGGAAUUGAUUGAAUUGCUAUUGUAGCCAUGCCAGAUGGCUAACAUCGAUACCUCUGUUUCACAGUCCAGGGGUGUUAUCAUCGUCACCACCUGCUCCACACGAGGACACACCCCCUGAUGGUUUAUCCACACAGCAGGCCAUGUCACUGUUGUCCCCUCCUGCAGGCCCUGUUGCCAGAACCGUUGAACUGGAGCCACUUCCCUGUCGUCACAGCAAAAAUAAAAAAAUCACUCCUCCGGUGCCUCUUCAGGAAGUAGGCCCAGAGAGAGUUAGUCAAGACACAGCGCCUGUUGCCAGUUGCUUGGCUCCACCAAAGCAAAAGAAAAAGAAAACUGUCCCUCCACCAGAUAAUACAAAUAAUGACGCAAUGGCACAAGAGAGCAGCACACCUAGCUUAACAAAGGAGACCAUUAACACUGAUGCUGAAGAGGAAGACAUUCCAAAACCACUAAUCCUCGCCAUGGAAACAACUUCUUCAGAUAGCAUUCUGGUGACAGCCAAAGAGAAGGGAGCCAAUGACGAGUAUUAUCUACCAAAGGAGGGUGACGAUGAGAAAGAUGUCUCUGUCAACUCAGUGGUCCCAUGGCCUAUACCCCCCUCUCAACCUGGAAGACCUACUACAUGUCCCAAGGUCCCUCACGUAAGCCCUACAGAACCCCGCAAAGACGACCUAAGCCUCAUAAAGGAGGAAAAGUUGCUGCUGGCUAAGAUUAGUCAGAUGGCAGGAGAAGAUGUACCUGCCCCCCGCGUCAGAAAACGCCUGAUACCCUUCUUGCGUGAUGAAGACCGCUCUCUGAACCCAGAAGAUCUCCCAGCCUCCGAGGCCAGUGAGGAGCAGGAGACUCCAUCACCAGUGAUCCCCCAGAAAGUCAGUCUAUACAGGCCUGAGCCAAACCACCUAGACCUAGAUGGAAGGAAAGGUCAACAGGAAAUCAUUUGUGAGCCUUCUACCAUAGCCACCUCCUCAUCAAAUAGUAACCCAUCAGAGACUAUUACUGAUGCUAAUCAGGGACAGGUCCUGGAGGACCUGGUGGCAACCACUGAGUGUAUGACAUCAUCAGACUCCGCUGUGAACUUGAGAGUCCAUUCAAAGGAACCAAUGGAGGGUAAGGAAAGUAUACUGAGGACAGAAACAGGGACAGAUGGGGUAUCUGUUGACACAGGACUUGAAAUAGACAAUGGCCCGCUCUCUACCGUUUCUUGUGUCACUGCCCAAGAGGAGUGCUUGUUAUUGACUGAAUUAGUGGAGACAGUCUCCAAUAAGAAGGUGCCUGAAUCAAGGGUUGAGGAGGAAGAGGAGGAAGAGGAGGGCCUUGAGAUUGAACAGGAUGCUACUCUGUGCACUGUAGAUACAUCAGUGGAUAAACAGUAAGUUGGCAGAACAAUUUGAAGUUAAUUAGAUCAUGUCAUCUGGCUCUUGUAACUACUUGCACAGUUAAAUAAUAUUCACAUUAAUCCGUGCUUAACUUAAACUGUUUUUGUUUGUUUGCAGGAUAUACAGUAAGCUCCAAAAGUAUUGGGACAGCGACAAUUUUGUUGUUGUUUUGGCUCUGUGCUUCAGCACUUUACAUUUGAAAUGGUACAAUGACUGUGAGGUUAAAGUGCAGACUGUCAGCUUUCAUCCUUAUCAGGUGAACCAUUGAGGAAUUACAGCACUUUUUGGACAUAGUCCCCCCAUUUUAGGGGACCAAAAGUAUUGGGACAAAUUCACUUAUGUGUAUUAAAGUAGUAAAAAGUUAAGUAUUUGGUCCCAUAUUCAUAGCACGCAAUGACUACAUCAAGCGUGUGACUCUACAAAUUAGUUGGAUGCAUUUUCUGUUUGUUUUGGUUGUGUUUUAGAUUAUUUUGUGCCCAAUAGAAAUGAAUGGUAAAUAAUGUAUUGUGUCAUUUUGGAGUCACUUUUAUUGUAAAUAAGAAUAGAAUAUGUUUCUAAAUACUUCAACAUUAAUGUGGAUGCUACAAUGAUUAUGGAUAAUCCUGAAUGAAUCAUGAAUAAUGAUGAGUUAGAAAGUUAUAGACGCAGAAAUAUCAUACCCCCAAAACAUGCUAACCUCUCACCAUUACAAUAACAGGGGAGGUUAGCAUUUUGGGGGGGAUGUGAUAUUUGUGCGUCAUUUCAAAUCCCAACUGCUAGAGUACAUAGCCAAAACAACAAAAAAUGUGUCACUGUCCCAAUAAUUUUGGAGUGUAUAACUGAAACGAAAUCUGAUAUGUAUUCUGAAAUUAUACAUAUCAGCAAACUUGACUUUGCUGUCCCAUCAUCUUAUUUAUCCCAUUUCUGUCCGUAUAGAUCUGAGACGGCUGAAGGGGGAAAGAAGUCCAGUGACCUGGCUGUCCCAACGAGAUGCUCUAAGAAAGCUGCUCAGACAUCCUCACCAGACAUCACAACCCAGGGGAACAUCCAGCAUCCAGCUACCAGCUCAGGCAGUGAAGACCCACAGUCCAAUGGACAGAACCCAGCAGUUAAGGAGGUCCCCUCUGGUCAAGCAUCAGAUACGGUUGUACCACCUCGACGCAGCAAGAAGAAACUCCUUCCCUCUCCUGGGGUCUUUCAGGAAGUUGCCCCAGAGGCCUCCACUCCCACGGCGGACAAGGACGAAGCCCAUGGGAAGGAUGUGUUAGUCAUCAGCCAUGAGGUACAUUUGAUUAAGUGCAUAUAAACAGUUAAUUAUAUUUAAAACACAGCUGAAGAUUGAAUAUGUCAAUGAGAAUGUCAUCUAUAACAGGUCUCUCUCCCUCUGUCCCUCUCUCUUUUUCCUUCACACCCUCCUCAGAUGUCUGGUCCUCUGCCCAGUCCUGGUCUUGUGUCCUCCAGCAAGUCUUUACUGGAGUGGUGCCAGGAGGUUACAAAGGGUUAUAAGGGAGUGAAGGUCACCAAUUUUAACACCUCCUGGCGUAAUGGUCUGGCUUUCUGUUCCAUCCUGCACCACUUCUAUCCUGACAAGAUGUAAGCACUUAAUCACUAAACAGAUACAGUGGGGGAAAAAUGUAUUUAGUCAGCCACCAAUUGUGCAAGUUCUCCCACUUAAAAAGAUGAGAGAGGCCUGUAAUUUUCAUCAUAGGUACACGUCAACUAUGACAGACAAAUUGAGAUUUUUUUUCUCCAGAAAGUCACAUUGUAGGAUUUUUAAUGAAUUGAUUUGCAAAUUAUGGUGGAAAAUAAGUAUUUGGUCAAUAACAAAAGUUUCUCAAUACUUUGUUAUAUACCCUUUGUUGGCAAUGACACAGGUCAAACGUUUUCUGUAAGUCUUCACAAGGUUUUCACACACUGUUGCUGGUAUUUUGGCCCAUUCCUCCAUGCAGAUCUCCUCUAGAGCAGUGAUGUUUUGGGGCUGUCGCUGGGCAACACAGACUUUCAACUCUCUCCAAAGAUUUUCUAUGGGGUUGAGAUCUGGAGACUGGCUAGGCCACUCCAGGACCUUGAAAUGCUUCGUACAAAGCCACUCCUUCGUUGCCCGGGCGGUGUGUUUGGGAUCAUUGUCAUGCUGAAAGACCCAGCCACGUUUCAUCUUCAAUGCCCUUGCUGAUGGAAGGAGGUUUUCACUCAAAAUCUCACGAUACAUGGCCCCAUUCAUUCUUUCCUUUACACGGAUCAGUCAUCCUGGUCCCUUUGCAGAAAAACAGCCCCAAAGCAUGAUGUUUCCACCCCCAUGCUUCACAGUAGGUAUGGUGUUCUUUGGAUGCAACUCAGCAUUCUUUGUCCUCCAAACACGACAAGUUGAGUUUUUACCAAAAAGUUCUAUUUUGGUUUCAUCUGACCAUAUGACAUUCUCCCAAUCCUCUUCUGGAUCAUCCAAAUGCACUCUAGCAAACUUCAGACGGGCCUGGACAUGUACUGGCUUAAGCAGUGGGACACGUCUGGCACUGCAGGAUUUGAGUCCCUGGCGGUGUAGUGUGUUACUGAUGGUAGGCUUUGUUACUUUGGUCCCAGCUCUCUGCAGGUCAUUCACUAGGUCCCCCCGUGUGGUUCUGGGAUUUUUGCUCACCGUUCUUGUGAUCAUUUUGACCCCACGGGGUGAGAUCUUGCGUGGAGCCCCAGAUCGAGGGAGAUUAUCAGUGGUCUUGUAUGUCUUCCAUUUCCUAAUAAUUGCUCCCACAGUUGAUUUCUUCAAACCAAGCUGCUUACCUAUUGCAGAUUCAGUCUUCCCAGCCUGGUGCAGGUCUACAAUUUUGUUUCUGGUGUCCUUUGACAGCUCUUUGGUCUUGGCCAUAGUGGAGUUUGGAGUGUGACUGUUUGAGGUUGUGGACAGGUGUCUUUUAUACUGAUAACAAGUUCAAACAGGUGCCAUUAAUACAGGUAACGAGUGGAGGACAGAGGAGCCUCUUAAAGAAGAAGUUACAGGUCUGUGAGAGCCAGAAAUCUUGCUUGUUUGUAGGUGACCAAAUACUUAUUUUCCACCAUAAUUUGCUAAUCAAUUCAUAAAAAAUCCUACAAUGUGACUUUCUGGAGAAAAAAAAUCUCAAUUUGUCUGUCAUAGUUGACGUGUACCUAUGAUGAAAAUUACAGGCCUCUCUCAUCUUUUUAAGUGGGAGAACUUGCACAAUUGGUGGCUGACUAAAAACUUUUUUCCCCCACUGUAAAUCACCCACAAUAUUCGAUCCUAGUCUGAAUGUGAAAAGUCCAGCAACUUUAUUAUUAGUCCACGCAUGUACUUUAAACCAACCCUUACAGCUGAAAGUAGGAAAGGUAUAAUUAUGCCACCUCCUUACAGGAAAUAGAGUAGAAGUUCUCACAAAAUAGUAGAAAAUAGUAGAAAAUGUCCUCUCCGUCCUUCUAUUAACUACUGGUGUUUUUCUUAGAGAUUUUGAGGCACUGGAACCCAACGAUAUCAAGUUAAACAACAAGAAGGUGAAAAAGUCAAUGAGCAUAUCGUGGACAUAUUUACACCGCAUUAUCACAUUUUAAUAAUUAUACAUAAUGUCUAUAAGGAACACAGAAGUCAUUGUUUUUGUCCAUUCCCUCUCUCUCAGGCCUUUGAUGGCUUCGCUGCGCUGGGCAUCUCCCGACUGCUGGAGCCCUCAGACAUGGUGCUGCUCUCUGUGCCAGACCGCCUGAUCGUCAUGACUUACCUGAGUCAGAUCCGCACCCACUUUAUGGGGCAGGAGCUGAGUGUGCUUCAGAUCGAGCACAACAGCAGCCAGUCCAGCUAUGCAGUGACUUUGCGCAGUGAGGGUUCUGAUGUGGAUGCAGCUGCUCGCUUCUGUGCCCGCAAGUUACAGGAAGGUAGCAUCUCCCUGGAGGAGAGCGCUACAGAACAGGCCUCUAAGCCCAAUGGGAGCCUAGUGCCACCCCCUCGUACUAAACGGGUGACAAAAGUGGAAGAGAAGGGAAGCGGAGCUGGGGAUUUGGAUAGGGGAGCGGGAGAGACACAGACCCCCGUGCCUCCACCCAGGUCACACACCUCUGCAGCCAAAUCAGGAUUUGGUCACGUGAGAGACGCCGACCUGGUGAAGAAAAGGCGCUUGCGGCUGAAAAGUGAGUCCAUGGAUGAAGGGGAUGGGCUGGAACAACAGAGUAGCACAUCUAAGAGCACAGAGGUACAUUCUGAAUACUGUCUGUAUCUUUUCUCCCAUUUUCCCAGCUUUUAAAACAGUUUUCUUGCAUUUGAACGGAGAUUGAUGUUCUAUUAAUAUGUCAAUCUUUUGCUAUUUAAACGAGGCCAUGUUUCUCUUCACCUAUCAUGUCUAUUGUGUUUGUGUCUCCUGUCUAGUCAGCUGAAAGUGUAUCAGACAGAGAGAUGAAGAACGGCUCCUCAGAAUCCGGUAGGAGGUUUACCGGGAGACUUUACCUGAACUGAAUGAGCAGACAACAGAAAAUGACAAUGCGUAAAGCAUGAUAUGAAAGGCUGCAUUCUCCAAUGAUUUGUUGUUAUUGUUGUAAAUAUACUAAUAUACAGUCUCGCUGUUUGGUCUGUGUGCAGAGUCAAGGAGCCCAGCACAAGUCCAGGAGUCCAGUGUCCCAAGCCAGGAGGAGGAUACUCUGGUCAGUUCAAACCUUUACCUUGACGUCACGUUAUUAUUCACUUGACUGUUUAUAUUUGUUUUUCUCUUUUGGUUUAGGCAACCUUCUCUCUCACUGUCAAAAAUGUGAUUUUCCUGUGUUUUAUAUACACUGAGUGUACAAAACAUUAGGAACACCUGCUCUUUCCAUGACAUAGACUGACCAGAUGAAUCCAGGUGAAAGCUAUGAUCCCUUAUUGAUGUCACUUGUUAAAUCAACUUCAAUCAAUGAACGGAAGGAGAAAGGUUAAAGAAGGAUGUUUAAGCCUUGAGACAAUUGAGACAUGGAUUGUGUGUGUGUGCCAUUCAGAGGGUGAAUGGGCAACACAAAAGAUGUAAGUGCCUUUGAACGAGGUAUGGUAGUAGGGGCCAGGCGCACCAGUUUGUGUCAAGAACUGCAACACUGCUGGGUUUUUCACACUCAAUAGUUUCCUGUGUGUAUCAAGAAUGGUCCACCACCCAAAGGACAUCCAGCCAACUUGACACAACUGUGGGAAGCAUGGGCCAGCAUCCCUGUGGAACACUUUUGACACCUUGUAGAGUCCAUUCCCCCAACGAAUUGAGGCUGUUCUGAGGGCAAAAGGGGGUGUAACUCAAUAUUAAGCUGUUCCUAAUGUUUUGUACACUCAGUGUAUAUUUCCACACUAUGAGGUUGGAAUAAUACUGUGAAAUUGUAAAAAUUAUGAUAAUGCCCUUUUAGUGUAAAAGAACGCCUGAAAUUUGAGCCUGUUUUGGUGGGAUGGAGUUUUAGCCUUCCAUGGUGACAUAUAACUGCACAUUUUCAGUUUUCCCCUCCCAGUCAGACCACUCCCAGACAGUCCUAACAAAAUUCUUGUUGAGAAAUUACUCUUUGCUAAGAAGCUAUUUUCGGUUCAUUUUGACCAUUUUAAUUGAAAACAAUCACAGUAAGGUACUUAAUUAUUACCCAGAAAUGAUUUGAUAUUGAGAUAAAAAUGGCUGCAUUGGACCUUCUAGUCCUCUGUGUCUCUUAGGGUGUUUACUGAUGUCCAUGGCGUAACCUAUCCAUCUCUCUUUGUUUUGUAUGACGUUUACUUCCUGGAUUUCUCUUUGCCUUUAUUCCUGUUUCUCCCUCUAAUCUCCUGACCGUUUUCUCUCUGUCAUCUCUCUAUGUUCAUCUGUGUCUGUCCUUGCAUGUCCGUUUCGGCAAUGUGUGUCACUGUAUCUUCAUGGUCAGCGUCUGCAGGACACCAGUCAGUAUGUGCUGAGUGAGCUGCAAGCCCUGGAGACUGAACAGAAGCACAUCGACAACAGAGCAGGCAUCGUGGAGAGGAGACUCAGAAGACUGAUGGAAUCAGGUGAGAAACAGAACGAUAUAAAAAGGGGCUGUAAACAUGAACAGUGUCAGGCUUACCUUUAUGUGUGCUUAUCAAAGGCCUCAGGCUCCUUUGUCUACUUUUCUCAGUAGAUACAAGGUCUAACCUCUGAGGUGCCAUGUGGACUUUGUGUCCUUGCUCCAGGUAGCGACCGUGACGAGGAAGAGAAGCUGAUCCAGGAGUGGUUCACUCUGGUCAACAAGAAGAACGCCCUGAUCAGGAGACAGGACAACCUGGAGCUGCUGUAAGACACAUACCAGACCACUCACACAUAUAUUAUUCUUAAGAAUAAGUAACAUGAUUAUGUUACUAGGAAAUAGUUUGAACUGAAAUGUGCCAUCUGACUACAUGUGCCAUAUUAUGUUCUGUGUGUGUACCCAGCCACGGGCAGGUAAUUGAAUGUAUUGUAUUUAACAGGCAGGAGGAGCAGGACUUGGAGAAACGAUUUGAGCUGCUGAAUAGAGAACUCAGAGCCAUGAUGGCCAAUGAAGGUUAGUGAGUCCAAUGGAUAAACACAACCUUGUUUACAUUGAACACAACCAGUGAGACGACUGUAGACCUAUAGCAGUUGUGUGUAUAUAUAAUUACUAUGAUAUCGUCUCUCAUCCCUGAGAAGAACAGAAAGGCCCACACACUGAAUAUGCUCCAAAUUACCAACUUUAUUGACAACGUUUUGAUCCAGGUCUGACCUGAAGAAGAUCCUUGUGGUUCGAAACGUUGUCAUAUUCAGUGUGUGGGCCUGUCUGUUAUUUUCAGGUAUACUCCGUUUUUUUAUGGACAUGCGUAUGACCACAAACUUUUCUAUCUUCCCUCAUCCCCCCCCUCUCUCCAGAGUGGCAGAAGACUAACGCUCAGCAGCACCGGGAGGAGCUCCUGCUGCAGGAACUAGUCUCUCUGGUCAACCAGCGGGACGUGCUGGUCAGGGACUUGGACGCCAAGGAGAGAGGGUGAGACUAGGACAUCUGUUUGUUAUACAUCCGUGCUUAUAUAUGCUUAUACAGUAUGACACACUAAGCAUGCACACACAGUGUCAUAAACACACAUCAUAUUCUACACACGUUUUAAACGAUGCAGGACUGCGUGGUUGUUUAUGUGUGUGUUUGUGUGUCCUCAGUGCCGUUGAGGAGGAUGAGCGUCUGGAGCGGGGGCUGGAGCUUAGACGCAGGAAGUUCAGCAACAAAGACAAGUGUGUGCUGCAGUGA